Molecule: messenger RNA, 346 nt
Organism: Camelina sativa (false flax)
Lineage: Eukaryota; Viridiplantae; Streptophyta; Magnoliopsida; Brassicales; Brassicaceae
Source: RefSeq, a predicted model, not a curated record
AUGAAUCAGCAUUCAACACUAGGUGGAAGUGCUGAUCCUGAUAGGAAGAACUCAGCUGGCAGUGGUGUGACUCAGAAACGAGGUUCUCCGACCUUUGAUUCAAGUAUACGGAGGCAAUCAACAGGGGAGCUUCGAACUUUUAAAGAACAGUGGAACCAAGCUGUAGCAGAAGACAAGAAUUGGGUCGACCGGUCAUCAUCAACUCGGAAUCGAAUUAGCAAUAACCGGAGAUUAAAACGAAGUAGUGUGAUUCCAAGUUUAGUGCAGAGGAAAGCUAAAAAGCCUACAACAUAAAAAAAAACACAUACAGUUUUUACUCAGAUUAAAUAUAGAAAAGUUUUUGUUU